This is a messenger RNA of Cynoglossus semilaevis (tongue sole), 4924 nucleotides long. It is a transcript of the gene slc24a4b, whose product is annotated as solute carrier family 24 member 4b. Gene Ontology annotation, biological process: calcium ion transmembrane transport; intracellular calcium ion homeostasis. Gene Ontology annotation, cellular component: plasma membrane. Bases 515 to 2026 code for a protein of 503 amino acids. The transcript is spliced from 15 exons. NCBI's taxonomy places the organism in Eukaryota, Metazoa, Chordata, Actinopteri, Pleuronectiformes, Cynoglossidae. Gene Ontology annotation, molecular function: calcium, potassium:sodium antiporter activity; calcium channel activity. The record is from RefSeq and is a predicted model, not a curated record.
GUGAGCAGUGGCACGACUGCUCGUUUGGCUCCGGUUGAACCAAUUAACCUUGAUGAGCUCGGAUUGUUUUCACUCCACGGGCGCAGGUGUGGGACUCCUCCACUGAUCACAGUCUGACGCAAAAAAGUCCACGGAUUAGACAGAGAGAGGGAUGCUCGGUACAGUGGGAGACUCCUGUCCGCUGCUCGUCGCCUUCUUUCAGAAUCCGAUUCCAGACCAGGACCAUCUGUGAACUGAUUCGAUUCCCCACGUAGGAAUUUGACCGCCUUGUCAUUCGCUGCCCAUUCGACUCCGUCCCAGCGAUUUCCCAGUUGAGGAGGAAGGAGAGGAGGGAGGGAGAAAGUGUGCGCUCGUACUACUGAGAUGAGGAGCACAUCCCGGCUCUGAUCCGUGUGAGGAGGCAAACGGGGCGGCAGCUGAUCCGGCUCUCAAGGACGCCAGCGAAGAGGAGGAGGAGAGGAGAGGACAGGAGAGGUUAGGAGGGAAGGAGAAAAAAGUGGAGCAGCGGUGAAAGAUGGAGCAGGACGAGGCGCUCGAGAUGAGCUCGUCUAAAAAGACAAUAAUCGCCAAAAUAUUCAAAGUUCGCAAGAGGAGGGAGAUGCUGUUCGUCCAGGUGUGCUUCAUCUGCAGUGUCCUCUUCGUGGCGUGGAGCAUGUCGGCGCUGUUGACCAAGACAGGUCAUGGGAUGACGGUGGAGGUCCAGCCAAAUCCAGAGCACUGGGGAAGACGGCUAAUGGCCUCAGAGUCGGACAAUGAAACGGAGCCAAAGAACUGUUCUGAGCCGGCAAUACACGAGUUCCCAGAUGACCUUUUCACCAAUAACGAACGAAAGACGGGGGCCGUUAUGCUGCACAUUGUGGCGACCCUCUACAUGUUCCUGGCCCUCGCCAUCACCUGUGACGAGUACUUUGUGACAUCGCUGGAGAAGAUCUGCGAGAAACUGGAUCUGAGUGAAGAUGUCGCCGGUGCCACCUUCAUGGCAGCUGGCAGUUCAGCACCAGAGCUGUUUGCAUCUGUCAUAGGUAAACACACACACACAUUCAUCUAUGAUGGAGUGAUUUAUUGGUGGGAGAGUCUGGUGUUGGUGCUCAUGUACGCUGGAUAUAUUCUGGUCAUGAAAUUCAACUCCAGCAUGCAGCGGUUUUUCAUGGGGAAGUCCAGCAAGAACGUGGCCAACGGCAACGCGGCGGCCAGCAGUGAGAUGGAGGACGGUAAUACUAGUUAUGACUGUGAUUUGGAAGAUGACCAGUCAGUGCCGUUACUGUCGGCAGUGAAACCCACCAAAACUUACAGUCGUGGCUCGGUGGUGAUGGUGGACGAAAUCAUGAACGCCAGCCCGUCCAAGUUCAGGUUUCCGGAGGCUGGGCUUCGCGUCAUGGUCACCAGCCACUUUGGACCCAAGACCCUUUCUGCAGAGAAUUGUGGCAGUAAGGUGAAGUGGCUGAUCUCAUGGCCUCUGCUCCUGCUGCUGUUCUUCACCGUGCCCAACUGUGCCAAACCUCGCUGGGAGAAAUACUUCAUGGUUUCCUUCAUCCUGUCCACAGUCUGGAUCGCAGUCUUCUCCUACCUGAUGGUCUGGAUGGUGACUGUGAUCGGCUACACCCUGGGAAUCCCUGACGUCAUCAUGGGCAUCACUUUCCUGGCAGCAGGCACCAGCGUUCCCGACUGCAUAGCCAGUCUCAUCGUGGCUCGACAAGGUCUCGGGGACAUGGCCGUCUCCAACACCAUUGGCAGCAACGUGUUUGACAUCCUGGUGGGCCUGGGGGUUCCCUGGGCCUUGCAGACCAUUUGCAUAAACUACGGAUCAGUGGUGAAGAUUAACAGUCGGGGGCUGCUGUACUCUGUGGUGCUCCUGUUGGGGUCCGUGGCCCUCACAGUUCUGGGGAUCCACUUGAACAAGUGGAGGCUGGAUAAGAAACUGGGCAUCUAUGUCCUGGCCCUGUACGCCGUUUUCCUCUGCUUCUCCAUCCUGAUAGAGUACAACGUCUUCACUUUUGUCAACCUGCCCAUGUGCUUAGAGGAGUAGAGCACAGCAGCAUGUCUUGGAAAACCAAAACCUCAGCACUCUCACAGCACACCUAACAUUUGUCUCUUUUAUAGUAACACUGGACCUAUCUGCAAACCUCCUUUUUUUCCUCCUCCCGUGCUCUCUCCUCUGUGAUCCCUGUGAAACCUCCACCCAGAGGGAGAACGUCUCACUGGUGGACUCCCUUCUCUGUCUCUUUGUCACGCAGUGCCGUCCUUUGUAUCUUCUACUGCAGUCUUUCGGUUCCUCUGUGCACCUGUUAAAUUUCUGCCCAUUAAGCAUGCCUUUAGAUGUCGGGGACUCGUGGAAUCCCAAGUGCCCCCUGUUGACCGUUGGUGUGUCGUCACUGUUUCACAUUGUAGAUGUCCGCACACGAUUUUCAGAGCCUUUCCACACACCAAACCCGAGUCUGCGAAAGGGGGGGAAAAAAGAGCAACCAAAACUCCCUGAGCUGAGUCUCCUUCAAGCAAUCCCUGAAUAUUUUACCCCCAAGCACCCAAAGGAAAAAAAAAAAUACACACUCUGUCUUGACCUCCUGGAGGAGGGUCUUGUCCUUGGCAGCUCCCCUCCUCCAGUCUGACCCUGACUCUCCUUGGCAUGGCCUUUGGCAUCAGGGAGAAGUUACACUCGCUCUGUCCUCGUCUGCCUGAUCAAACCUUCUUCUUUAAAACUAAAGGACAUUCUCAGGACACCUUGUGUCCAGAUAGGCCACAGUCCAGCUGAGAGGACAGUCAAGGUGUUAUGCAUAUGCAGCACUGCACAAUGUAAACUUGUACACACCUUUCUUUUUUUUUUUUUGUAUUUUUCCAAAAAAAGAGUUUGUCAAGUCUGAAAUGUGGAGGAGAGCUUCUUGCCAACAUAACGGACGUUGUCUGUUUUUCACCACAGAAAUGCUUUUCCUGCUCAAAGGAGACUCAAACACUGAGGGGUUUUUCCCUUCUGGUGUCGGCAAUUACACUUCAGUGAUUGGUUGUUUGAUACUUUUCCGCCUCUGCAUAACUUCAUAAAAAAGUGCUGUCGCUGGAUAUAUGGCAGGAGGCUGUGGCAGCAGCAGCAGCAGCAGCAGCAGCAGCAGCAUCUUGGAGGGACUUGUUUGAAAAAGAAAUGCAAAGGACCCUGACGGUUCUCAACACUGUCUGCUAUAUCACCCUUUGGGCAGAGGGGGGUGCUGCAGCCCCUCUACCCAGUCUUAGGGUGCAAACUACAGCUGUCGGUUAUCAGGGAAACUUGGAUAUGGACAUUUCCAGGAGGUGGCGCUGGUGAUGGUCUUUUGAUUUUUUUGUUUUUUUUUCUGAGUUAAAUGUAGAUAUUGCACUUUAAACAGCCAUCCUCUCAUUCAGAAUCAACUAGUGCUUCCUUCUGUGUGUGUAUGUGUGUGUGUUUUCACUGUAUACGUUUGUGUGUGUCUGACAAUUUGUACAUGCGCUUGACUGUUGAUGUGUGUGUGUAUGUGUGUGUGAGUUCACUACGGGCUACAUUCUACACAGCGGGGCUCUCUCUCUCUCUCUCUCUCCCUCUCUCUCCCUCUACCCUCAAACCAACCGAUGCCUUCUUACCACCAUGAGCACAUCUGCCUCUGGCUGCAGUGCAUGCUGGGACAUUACAAAAACACGGCUCCUCCACAGCACAGUGAAAGACUGAUGGUGUCUGGGCCUCCUCAUGGAUUAAAAAACAAACGAAAAAAAAACCAAACCAACACCUGACUCCAGUUUUACAAAACUUGGCAGCUACGUGCUACAGAGCAAACCUGACAUUGUGUGACACCAGUUCACAAACGAGGUGCAGAGACUUGAGACCUCGAGCGUGGAGGUGGGCGUGGCUGUGGUUGAUGUGUUUAUUUCCUCCCUCUGCCAACACUGCUGGCAGCAGGCACUUGUAUAUGCAAUCUGUAUGUAAAGAAUCAAUGUGACCGGAGGCCCCCUGUACGGCUGCCAUAUAGAGACGGGGACGUCCCAGUGAAGACGUGACGUCAGUUUGUCUAGUUGUUCUUUGAUGUGUGAGCUCACAGAUUUGUGUACGUUUCUCCGCUGAGAAAACAAGCCAACGGUUCGGAAGUUUGAGAUUUCACUUCCUUCGCACGCACACGACAUUUCGUCGUCCCCUCCUGCACACGGGCAUUACCUUCUCCCCAACAACAGCUAUAAGAAAACAAAGUCAUGCAGACGGAUGGACGGACUUUUCCUCCUGGGAUCUGUGCACCGUCACUUUUCCUUGGACCAGAGUGAGAGUGGACCAUCAGGAAUUCUCACUCUUGUGUUCAAAUGGCUGGAGGUGAUGUCACAGGGACAUCCUUGUCCCCCACUGACCCUCCUCACCCGUUACUUGUGGAUCAUCUGCACAUUUAUUUGAUGCUUUUUCAGGAAAGUCCCUUUGCUACUUUAUUUAUGUUUAGAAUGUGCAGUGUUGAGUUUUCUUUGCUGUUGUUGCUCUGUGUGGUCAUGUCCCAGUUGAAAGAUUGGAGCAGUAGAACCACAGCAUGGCAGGUUGGGUGGGGGGGUGGGGGGGACACACACACUGCUAUUCUUUGAUUUUUUUUUUUGUUUUGGUUUGUUUUCCCCUCGGCGUCUGGUUGUCACAGCUCGUCUGACUCACUUCUCUUGUUACCAAGUCAUUUGUUUUGAAACGCAGGGGGAAAAAUAAAUAUGAUUUCUGACGCCAUAGGUGUCGUAGCUCUACAUAAAUCUAGAUUGUAUGGAAGUGGUGUACAAAACAAGCGCACACUUUAGACACACACUGGCACACAUUCUGAGAGGAAUUGCAAAUAAACACACGAGGGAAGCGGUGUGUAUUUCUUUGACCGAAUGCGACCUGAUGCACUGUGAGCUCAAUGUGAUGUGGGAGUUGUUUGUGGAGAAUAAUAAAUGAUUAUAAAUAUAUUUAAUGUAAAGUUAGUUACUA